AUGGGCUCCAGAAUACAUCUUGACUCCUCACUAUUCUGGUCUGACAUCGACCCUGUCCUGACUGGAAACUACUUGAAAGUUUGUAAAAACUUACAUAGUGAGCAGGUUGCCAAGUUACAAGCCAAAAAUCAACAAGAAUGUGACUUAUUAGAAGAUAUUAGAAAUUUUACGAAGCAAAGAUCAGCAAUAGAAAAGAGUUAUGGGGAGGCUCUUUGUAAAAUUGCUGCCAAUUACCAAAACAGGAAGAUAGCGUGUGUGCCAGACAUACGCCUGGAAGAUGGAUCCGAUGCCUGGAACGUGUACAGUGUGUGGCGAACCGUGUUGGACGAAACGGAGAAGCUUGGGAAAGCAAGAUUGGCUGCCGUCGAGGUGUUUCAACAAAAUAUCGCAGAAGAUGCAAAACAAACGCGACAAAAUAAAAUCCAUUUAGGGAAAAAGCUUUCAGAACAGCUGAAAGUCAUACAGAGUGAACUCCAGAACCAAGUGCAAGACUUGGACAGAACGAAGAAGGUUUAUUACGAGGAGGAACACGUAGCUCAUGACGCAAGGGAAAAGGCCAGCGCAGCGGAAGAGAAACUCAAGAGGAAAAAAGGCUCGAUAUUCCAGUCUAUACAAUCGCUACAGAAGAAUAGCGCGAAGUUUUCAGCAAAACGUGAUAUCUGUGACGAGAAAUCAGCCGGUGCCCGCAAUGAUUACCUCCUGGCACUCACGGGCGCAAACACGCACCAAAGACGCUACUAUGAAAUCGACUUCGAAAGAGUGCUCCGGACAAUGGAGUGUGACAUGUACGACAAGGUGGCCGGCUACUUGACCCUCAUGAGCCGGACGGAGCUGCUAACCUGUUCGGCUUCACAGGUUUCCUAUACCAGGAUUCGAGAGCAGGCCAGCACGAUUACCAGAGGCUACAACCUGCGCUGCUACCUCACCUUCUACCCUAUGCUGGGCCAGAAUAUCAAUUACGACUAUGAACCUUGCGAGGGCGACAAAAUAGACAAGCUUGUGGUUCACGAUGAGACCUGCCAGGGUAUCUUGGACAAUGAGAGCAAGAAAGCGGUUGGCGUUGUGCAGAAGGAGACGAAGGUGAUUCGCGACGUCACCAAGAAACUGCAGAAGGUGCAAGCGACGAUCAAGACGGAGGCUGACCUCACUCCUGAUGUGGAGGCGAAGGUGGACGAACUGAGGAAUAUCAUCCGGAAGGCGGAGACGAACAAGUGCAAAGCGGAAGCCAAGUUGGAGCUGCUCAAGGAAGGAGGAAUCGAGAUCGAGGACUACUCAAAGAGCCUAGACAGCGACAGCCUCGGCGUGGACCUGGACGUGUCUCUCAGCCGCUCAGGGUCGUCGCUCUCCGUCAGAGAAGAGGUAAACCCGCUUAGAUAUAAGGCCGAAUGGAAGUUUAGAUAUAAGGUGGAUAUAAGUAUGGGCGACACGGUUGAAUAUAAGGUUAGAUAUAAGGUUAAUAAGGUUGAAUAUAAGGUUAGGUAUAAGGCUGAAUAUAAGAUCGAAGGCGCGCCCACGGAGUACGAAAAUGAACAGCAAGACUCGGACUACGUGGCUACAUCUACAGCGGAACCUGUUUCUAUAGAUUCAGAGAAGGAGGAUAUCAAACUGGAGCCGACCAUGUGGGACCCGACGAACGUGGACUGGGGAGACCCACCGGUAUCCCCGCUGCCACCAGUAACCAACGGACCACCGGAGGAACCAGGAACUUACCCCAAGUGCAUUGUGCUGUACAACUACACUGCCCAAAAUCCCGACGAACUCAGUAUUAUCGAGAACGAAGAACUGGAGCUCCUGGGCGAGGGAGACGGCGACGGCUGGGUGAAGGCGAGGAACUACAAGGGAGAGGUGGGCUACAUCCCCCAGAACUACAUAGAGGAGGAGGAGAGCGGGUCGGCGCCCCCCCAGCAGCCGGACUUCGCCAAUUUCCCCGAGGUGACUCCUGCGGCCACCAAACCCGAGGGCGCGCAGAGGGGGAUGUCCUUCUCCUCUGUGGAAUACAAUCUCGAGAACAGCGAAAACGUCCCAGUACUCUACAAGGCCCUUGCAUGCACCGUUGUACCGACUCUGCAUCAGCUCAAUGGGUCAUCGUCUAUUAAGGGAGUGUUGUAUGAUAGCACUGGAUUUCACCUGAAUGGUGCUGAGGAAUACCCUGCCACAGAUGACUUCCCCAGCGAGCCUCCCCCUGACCUUCCCCCACCAGCGCCCCCUGCCGAUACCCUGGAAAAGGCCCCUAUCAACCUGCCGACGCUGUCCCUGCCGGUCGACACCUCCUCCUCCCACGGACUCGCCGAGUACUGCAUUGCUGUGUACGACUACGAAGCUACAUGUCCUGAGGAGAUCACCUUCUUCGAGGGUCAGCUGAUCAAGAUCCUCAAGCGGGCCGUGCAUGAUGUGGAUGACGGGUGGUGGGAAGGCGAGGUGGAUGGCCAGGUGGGACUCUUCCCCUCGCUGGUGGUGGAGGAGUGUCGUUCCGAUGGAGAACCACUCACGCCAGAUGUAAGUCGAGCCGUCUCUGGAGCUUCGCCGUGCACGACCCCGCCCCCCCACACGCCUCCUGAGGUUCCCGGCUUCCUCCUGCCGCCGGAACGCGUCAUUAUCACUCAGCCGACGCCGGAGGUGGAGACCGCGGCGGAGGCGGCUGAGAAACCCGAGGAACCGUCGAAAGAAACACCAUCGAACUUCGACCAACCGAACUUCGAGCUGGAGCUGAGCGGAACGCAGCAGGAGCUCUACUCGCGGCAGUUCAGUUCUUCCCCCGAAAGCGAAACGACCGAGAAGGACCAGCAGUACGCGGAGUUGGUGUCUAGUCCCGAUGUCUCCAAUCAGGAGGAGGAGUUAGUGCAAUCAGCAGCAACAACACCAGAGGCCUAUGAAGAGAAUGGUGACGUUGACUUCCAGCGAGAGGACUGGGAUCCCUCUGCGGCCACCACCCCAGCAGAGCAGGUGGAGGUGACACAGUUAGACAAGUUAGAACAUAUUCAGAACGCCUCCCAGAUAAAGACGAUAGUUCCUGUCUGA
Molecule: messenger RNA, 3018 nt
Organism: Penaeus indicus
Lineage: Eukaryota; Metazoa; Arthropoda; Malacostraca; Decapoda; Penaeidae
Gene: nwk
Product: protein nervous wreck-like
Exons: 26
Coding region: 1-3018 (1005 amino acids)
Biological process (GO): regulation of actin filament polymerization; neuromuscular synaptic transmission
Cellular component (GO): recycling endosome; neuromuscular junction
Molecular function (GO): protein binding
Source: RefSeq, a predicted model, not a curated record